ACUCCUCUCCCCGAGGAGAGUGGUUUAAACAGUGAAGGCUGCGGGGCGUCGCCGGAAGUGUCGUAAACGCCGGAUAUCCGGUUCUUCACGGCGCUAAGGGAGCUGACGGAGAGGGCCGCCGCCCAGCAGUAGACGCCGCCUUAACCUGCCGAGCCGCAGUUCCCGCGGUGUGUGAGUGAGCCCGGGCCGGUGUCCCCUCUUCCGCUGCCACCAUGGGCUGCACGUUGAGCGCCGAAGACAAGGCGGCAGUGGAGCGAAGCAAGAUGAUCGACCGCAACUUACGGGAGGACGGGGAAAAAGCGGCCAAAGAAGUGAAGCUGCUGCUACUCGGUGCUGGAGAAUCUGGUAAAAGCACCAUUGUGAAACAGAUGAAAAUCAUUCAUGAGGAUGGGUAUUCAGAGGAUGAAUGUAAACAAUAUAAAGUAGUUGUCUACAGCAAUACUAUACAGUCCAUCAUUGCAAUCAUAAGAGCCAUGGGACGGCUAAAGAUUGACUUUGGGGAAGCUGCCAGGGCAGAUGAUGCCCGACAAUUAUUUGUUUUAGCUGGCAGUGCUGAAGAAGGAGUCAUGACUCCAGAACUAGCAGGAGUGAUUAAACGGUUAUGGCGAGAUGGUGGGGUACAAGCUUGCUUCAGCAGAUCCAGGGAAUAUCAGCUCAAUGAUUCUGCUUCAUAUUAUCUAAAUGAUCUGGAUAGAAUAUCCCAGUCUAACUACAUUCCAACUCAGCAAGAUGUUCUUCGGACACGAGUGAAGACCACAGGCAUUGUAGAAACGCAUUUCACCUUCAAAGACCUAUACUUCAAGAUGUUUGAUGUAGGUGGCCAAAGAUCAGAACGAAAAAAGUGGAUUCACUGUUUUGAGGGAGUGACAGCAAUUAUUUUCUGUGUGGCCCUCAGUGAUUAUGACCUUGUUCUGGCUGAGGACGAGGAGAUGAACCGAAUGCAUGAAAGCAUGAAACUGUUUGACAGCAUUUGUAAUAACAAAUGGUUUACAGAAACUUCAAUCAUUCUCUUCCUUAACAAGAAAGACCUUUUUGAGGAAAAAAUAAAGAGGAGUCCGUUAACUAUCUGUUAUCCAGAGUACACAGGUUCCAAUACAUAUGAAGAGGCAGCUGCCUAUAUUCAAUGCCAGUUUGAAGAUCUGAACAGAAGAAAAGAUACCAAGGAGAUCUAUACUCACUUCACCUGUGCCACAGACACGAAGAAUGUGCAGUUUGUUUUUGAUGCUGUUACAGAUGUCAUCAUUAAAAACAACUUAAAGGAAUGUGGACUUUAUUGAAAAGCAUGGAUGUUAGUGAAAGUUACUACAGUGUGGAGUGUUGAGACCAGACACCUUUUGCUGUCUUAUGGGGCAGCUACAAGCAUGAACGGGACCAGGGAAUGGCAGCAGCAUGCAGAAUCUUAGCACUCUUUAGCACAAUCUUCUAUAUUAGGGAACUUUUAAUUGACAUGAGAUGCUAAAUUCAGACAUUGGAAUUGGAAGAACUGUAAAGUGUGAUUUGAUCAAGACAUCACUUGGAUUUCUUAAUCUUAAAUGCUUAUGGAAGAUGUGAAGUUGAGGUGCUGCAUUCUAGAACUUUCAAUAUAUAGCUUACUCUUUUUUUCCCCCUUCUUAACAAACCACCAGUGGUUCAUUUUUAGGGUUUUUUCAUCAAGAGAAGAAUAACUUUACUAAAUUUUAUUUCUUUAUUUGCAAAAGAAUCUUUAUUAAAACUCAAUGUUAACUAUGCACAUGAUGUGACCAGAUCAUCUUGAAAAUAUUCCUCUUUAGUAGGAACUCUUUGUUUUUAACUCUUGGUGUGGUCAGAAUAUAAUACUUCCAUAAUUACUUAAUAAUGCUUUCCAGUUACUGGGGCUAUGCAUACAACUUUUUUGAUGAAAUUUAUGUUAUUAUCUUGCUCAAAGUACCAUUAUGGUUUCCAUAUGGUAAUUACAUUGGAAAGUUCUGCAGUAAGAUUCUAGUUCUCUCUUUUCUUUAAGCUUAUGGUUGAAGGUCAACCUUGUUUAUGCAGAUUACCAAAUUACUGCUGUGAUGUAGUAUGAUAAAGUCAGCUUCUUGGAUACAGACACACCCAGGACAGCUGCCAAUCAGAAAUGCAAAUUGCUAAAUUCCAAACAGAACCAGUGACUUUGCUGCUACAUAUUUACUAAAUUGACCACUUUGAUUCUUGCUUGUUUGUCUCAGUUAUAGGGAGUUUUGUACAAGGUGCCUCUUGUUUUCCAUCUUCAUGGCCUUUUCUGUUGAGAGACAUCUAAAGUGUAUUAACAGUGCAUGCUUUUACUUUGUAAAUGUGGUGCCAAAUCCCUGUUUGCCAUCGUUUUUACUGUAGCAAUGUUAACUGUAGUAAUCCUUAGUCAGUAUGUUCUUUUGCUGAAACUGUUGCAUUUUGGGACUUUUUUCCACUUUGUCAUGUGUACAUUUUUAAUCUGUUAUAGUUGGCAGCAGUAUUAAAAUGGUGAGUAAAGAGCCCAGGUUUGCUCCUGUUUGUAACUAGUAUUUAAUGGAAAUACUGUCUUCUGUUUCCUUUUGCCUUUGCAGAAUGUGUUUUUAGCCUUUGUGUGAGAAUGGGUUUAGGUGGAAGGGUUUCCUGAAGGUCUAGUCCUUUGGUGUAAUAGUAUUGUUGAACCUUAGGUUUUGUGUUAUAUCUGCAUACGAGUGGAUGUGAUCAUCAUUCAUUUUGCAGAUUUACAUUUUGCUUGUGUGGAGAGUUAUAUUCACUUCAACCUACAGACCCUUUUGUAUAAUGUACAGCAAAUGUCAUUAAAUAUUGAAUGCUCUAUUGGGGGAAGACAAAUGAAGAGAAUGCAUUUUGAGCAUUUCAAAUUCAGAAGUUUGAGCAGUGCCUUUUGGGGUCCAAUCUUUUUGAAUUGGAUUCUUUUUCAUCUUUUGAUGUGACCUUUCACUAGUUUACAGAAAAAGGUUGGUGUCAACAAAAAAGCAAGUCAUAGCAGUUCAGUGCCUUUGUUGGUAGUUUUUAACUUUUUUUCUGAUUCUUUUUGGAAAAUCAUAGCUUACAGAUGGUAUAACUGUAUUAUAUAAUGAAAUUUUCUUUAGAUUUGGGAAAACUUGAUCUGAAAGAAAAUUAUCAGCUUCAAUUGGUGAUUGAUUCAAUGCCCACAAUGUAAACAGGGUUGGUAGUUCUUAUUCAUUUUGAAUAUAUCUUUUCCUUAUUGUAUUCUGUAAUAUGGGAUCAUCUGGAAAUGAGAACUGGUGGAAUAUUAUUUUCAACUUUAGUCUUUCUAUAUUGUGGACUAAUGGAAUGGUGUUACUGAUAAUCUAAAAUAACCAGUAAUCCAAAAAAGUU
Rhinopithecus roxellana (golden snub-nosed monkey) is the source of this 3303-nucleotide messenger RNA. RefSeq names its product G protein subunit alpha i3 (gene GNAI3). Gene Ontology annotation, cellular component: heterotrimeric G-protein complex. Gene Ontology annotation, biological process: adenylate cyclase-modulating G protein-coupled receptor signaling pathway. The transcript is spliced from 9 exons. Lineage: Eukaryota; Metazoa; Chordata; Mammalia; Primates; Cercopithecidae. Gene Ontology annotation, molecular function: GTPase activity; G protein-coupled receptor binding; G-protein beta/gamma-subunit complex binding. The coding region runs from base 213 to 1277 and encodes 354 amino acids. The record is from RefSeq and is a predicted model, not a curated record.